Messenger RNA from Perkinsus marinus ATCC 50983, 753 nucleotides. RefSeq lists its product as hypothetical. The transcript is spliced from 2 exons. Bases 1 to 753 code for a protein of 250 amino acids. Lineage: Eukaryota; Perkinsozoa; Perkinsida; Perkinsidae. The record is from RefSeq and is a predicted model, not a curated record.
AUGAUCGCGGUGUCGAUCUAUGUUUCACAGCCUAGUUUCUGGCAAGAACUCCUGCAGAAGCAAAUAGAUCUGCAGAAACUGAUACUUCGACGAAGGCGCGAGAGUUCUCCGCUCGCUCACGCUGUUCAACCACGACCCAAGCCUGCUCUACCUCCACGGGGACCGCCCCGAAUCAGAAAGCAAAGGACAAAGGGAGCGAAGGAAAGUGGUGGUGUAAGUCCGGAAGAGGCCUUGAGGCGAGUUCGAGAGUUGAAAAACGCCUCGGGUACUCCCAAAGAGAAAGCUCCUAGUGAGAUGUCAGAGUUGGAUAAGUUUGAAAAAUGUAAAGCAGAGGUGAUGGCUAAGAAGAAGCAGGCAAGCGAAGAGAAAUUAGCAGCAGCGAAAGCUGAGGAAUCCCCGGCGAUUAACUUGGGAGAAACACUCGAGGAUGGAGGAUCGCCCGCUGGCAGUUCGGAGAAAGAAGAAGAGCCGUGGUUUGUGAAAGUGCGGUCAUUGCCGCCUAGCAGCCCGGUGGAGGAUGAAGUCUCGGCCGCGGAGAGAGAAAAAAAGUUGAUCGGGAUUGUCUUGCAGGAGCGUUACAAAGGGUCAAGCGGCAACUCGGACAUCUUCGGUGAUGCUGAAGACUCCGACAAGGAGGACGUUUUCGAAGCGCCGGAUGUCACGCCUUCGUCUCCCCAAGCUCCCAUCGCUGAUGACGAUGACCUUGACAUGGACGAGAAUGAGUUUUUGCGACUUGAUUAUUCUGACAACUAG